Messenger RNA from Didymodactylos carnosus, 1611 nucleotides. The record is from the annotation of a GenBank genome assembly. Lineage: Eukaryota; Metazoa; Rotifera; Eurotatoria; Philodinida; Philodinidae.
AUGAUUCAACUUCCACAACGUCUUGCACCCGUUUGUUCAAUAAUCACACCAUUUUAUACUCUUGCUGUAUCAAUAACGUUUAUCUACGCGUUACAUCAAGCUACAUUAUUACUAGCAUAUAUUUUUAAACCAUCGAAAACAAAAAAAUUAUUCACUAUAUUUAACAACGAUAACAAAACCAACAAUAAUGAUAAUAGUGAAUAUUUACCAUUCGUAACGGUUCAACUACCUAUGUAUAAUGAACGCUAUGUGGCUGGUCGAAUAAUUGAUGCAUGUGCCAAUUUUGAUUAUCCUUCGUCCCGUUAUGAGAUACACGUACUAGAUGAUUCAACAGAUGAUACUGGACAAAUCGUUGACUCAAAAAUUAAAGAAUAUAAACAGAAUAAUAUAACAAUUCGACGUCUAUCUCGUAAAAAUCGAAAUGGUUUUAAAGCGGGUGCAUUACAGAAUGCUGUUUCUUAUGCAAAUGGUCAUUAUUUAGCAAUAUUCGAUGCGGAUUUUGUACCAAAAAAAGACUUUCUAAAACGUACAAUGCCCUAUUUCGUUUCACCCCAGAUAGCUGUUGUACAAACACGUUGGGAACAUUUAAAUGCAAAUUACAAUAUUUUAACACGAGCUCAAGCGAUGGCAUUGAAUGUUCAUUUUACAAUUGAACAAGCUGGUCGUUAUUAUUCAAAUGUAUUUUUGCAGUUUAAUGGCACAGCGGGUAUACACGAAAGAGUUUGGCGAAAAGAAGCGAUUAUAAAUGCUGGCGGCUGGAAAGAUGAUACAAUAACAGAAGAUCUUGAUUUGAGUUAUCGCGCACAGCUAGCCGGCUAUAAAGUUAUUUUUCUGGAAGACGUUGAUACACCAGCUGAGUUACCGAUAUCCAUAAAUGAUUUUAAAUCUCAACAAUAUCGGUGGUCAAAAGGUGCCGCUCAGACCGCUCGCAAAUUAGUUGGCCAAGUUUUAUGUGCAAAACAAUUAUCGUUGUUUGUUCGUUAUCAUGCCGUAAUUCAUCUAUUUUCCAGUUUCCUAUUUUUAAUAUGUUUAUCACAAACCCUUUUACUAGUAGCUGUCGAAAGUCUUUGUACUGAACCAACAAUAUUAAUUUUGACGAAUAUUGUUAAUGCUACUUUACUGUUCAUAACAUCAUAUAUUGGUAAUAGCGAAGCAAAACGUUUAACAGCGCAAGAAAAUGGCUGCCAACAACAGGAUCAACUAAACAAAAACAAGAAUAAAAGUUUUCUAUUGGACUUAUUUAAAUUUCUAUUUCAUUUUUUAUUAUUCCUUUCAUUAAUACAAGCCAUUUGUCUUCAUAAUACAAUUGCAGUUAUUGAUGGUUUAAUACGGAAAAAAGGUGAAUUCAACCGUACACCAAAAUAUAGUGUUGAAACAACAAAAUGUGAAUCAAUAAAACUGAUUAAUAAUAAACGACUGCAUUAUCAGCGAAAAUCGAUUGACUGGCUAGCAUUAGCGGAUAUUAUUUUAUCAAUAGUAUUCAUUUUAAAAACAUUACAUUGUAUUUUCUAUGUCGGAAUUUGGAUAAAACUUGGCACUAUUAUUUUAUAUUCCUCACUAGCUGUUGGCUACUCUGUCGUUAGUGUCGCCACAAUAUUGGAGGUAUUUUAG